GGCCCCGGCCCCGGCCCCGGCCCGGCCUGGCGUGGCCGCUCCAUGACGCCCAGCGGGCGCCCCGCGGGGCCCCGGCGCUCCCCCCAGGCGUGGGCUGCAGAUUCAGUUGCAAUGGAGACCGUGUCCCUGGAGCACCAGAUCCAGAGUGUGCAGAGGCACAUUGCUUUCCUGAAGAAGGAGCAGAUGGAGCUGCUCCAUGGCCUGCACCUGGAGAUCCUCCGCCUGCAGAAGCACUGCUCAGAGCUGACCCAUGACCUUGAGAUGAAGGAGCUGGAAGCCCGCCAGCAAGAUGCGCUGGACCGAGAACUAGAAGAGAAGUGCCGGGCAAUGGAGGCUCAGCUGCAGGAGAAGGAGAAGGACAACCUGGAGCUGCGCAAGGAGCUGCGGCACAAGGAGACGCUGGUGGCCGCGCUGCGCUCCAGCCUCCGCAGCAAAGAGCGGCACUUCCUGGAGGAGCUGAAGCGGCGCAGCCACCGUGUCACCAUCCUGGACACGGAGCUGCAGAAGCAGACGGAAGCGGCCGCCUACCUCUCCCUGCAGCUGCACGCCACCGCCCAGCGCCUGCCGGGCCCCCGCAGCAGCGGGCGGCCGCCCCCCGAGCAGCCCCCGGCCGAGGGCAGGUCGCAGCGCCGCGGCCAUCGGGUCCAUCAGCGGCGCACACCUGGGGUCGGCACCCGGCACAGGGACCCCGUGCGUGAGGAGCACGACGCCAUGCCCGACCCGGCCCUCUUCCUCUAUACGGCACAGCCGUCCGCCCCGCAGCGCCCGUCACCGCUGGAGUCCCCCGCUGAGCCCCGGGGCACGGGCACGGCCCCCCGGGCACAACGGCUGCCCCAACCGCGGCCACAGGAGCCUACAGCCAGGGCUCGGCCGGCCAAAGGUGAGCCCGGCAAGCAGCCGGGACCUGGGCCCCACGGAGCCCGCGCCCGAGAGUAGGAAUUGAGGCGGGCACGGCUGACCCCGAAGCACCGCGGUGAGCACCAGCCGAGGUUGCUGUCCCCGUCCCCCGGGAUGGGAAGGGGGCAGCGGGAGGCGGUGCUCUGCUCACAGCCCGGGACUGAGCCCGCGGGGCUGGGCCAUGUAGAGCGUGGUGGGGCAGUGCUGCACGAGGCUUCCAAAGGGCAAUAAAGGAAGAGGGCUGGGACAAGGCUGUUGCAGGGGGGCCCCAAACUGUAAGCUGCCCGCCUGCAGCACCCAGCGCUGCUCCCUGCACGUUGCUGGAGCACGGCUGUGACAAACAUCACCCGCACAGGGUGGGCUCUGUCCAUAUGCCAGCACGGUGCUCCUCAUUGGCACCUACAGCUGUUUUCUCACCACAGACUGAGUCUCAUCAGCAAGGCACUGGCAAAGCGGGGUCUGGUGCACUGCUACCCACGGGGCAGAGCUGGCCACGGUGCAGCCCCAUGAGGAGCAGAGGCUGCAGAUGAUGCUUUGCCCACAACGUUUGAACCAUUGGAGCCCACCUGCUUCACUCUCAGUUUGAAGCCCUGGGAAAGCAUCACCUUCCCUCCAGACCAUCACCUGCUUCCAGCCUGCAGAGUGCCCAUGUGGCCAGAGGUCUCUAUUUUUGUUUAUACAGUUUUGUUUAUACUCAGUAGCAGUUCCAGGCCAGCUUUCCAGACAGUAAAAUCAAACACCAAAGUACUAUCAGCUCUGCAGGAGGUGGGCAGCUUUCGUGCUGCCCUUUGGCUGUGAUGGGCACCCAAUGUCCAACAACAGUGGUAGCCCCCCCUGUGUCCCCAGUGCUGCCCCAGCAGCAUCUGGCUGCACUGCCAGGAGGGCACUGCAUGGCAGCGGGUGAGGCACAACCUGGCACCCCACAGGUGAAGUCCCUCCCGGCCUUGGGACAGGGCUGCUUUCCCAGGGCUCUGAGUGCUUCUGCUGAGAACACUUCCCAGUGUUCUUUUAAUGUGAGAGAGGGUAAAACAUCUCUGUGUGUCCCUAUGCUGUGAUUUGCACAGCACGUUCCCUGUUGUUCCUGGACAAUCCUGAUACACAGAGUGUGUUGCAUUUUUAUUAUAAAGUUAUUGAUAAAAUCAUGUUGUUUAUGACUGACCUGAGCAUUAGAAAGGGGAGGGUGUGUAAGUACCCUCCUGUUCUCUGUAAAUAUCUUCCUAACAAUCAGCAGUUUUAGUGCCUAGUAUGUAAAUGAAGCAACCCUGUGGGAGCUGCAAGACCCCUCCACAGCCAUCAGCUGCGCCCUGUGCUUGAGGGGCACAUCCCACCUCAGUGCCUCGUGGCUUCUGCCUGCCCCAUGGCAGCCUGGAUGGGCAGGGGGGCAGCAGGGCCAUGAGAGUCUGGGGCCAGCCCUGCACUGGGAAGGGCUGGCCUCACACACUGCACUGCGGUCACUGCUGUUCCUGAAUAGGGGGAAGCUCUAUAGUACAAUAUAUACGCACUUAUAUAUAUAUAUAUGUAUACACAUAAUGCACUUGCUUUGAAGGGAAAACACUGUAUGAUUGUAUUAGAAAUGAUGUUGAAAUAAAUUAUUUUAAUCUUUGUAUUUAUAUAAAAUGCUCAGUGAGAUCUAAAUGAUCCAUAAACCCA
Messenger RNA from Coturnix japonica (Japanese quail), 2547 nucleotides. RefSeq names its product coiled-coil domain containing 92B (gene CCDC92B). The record is from RefSeq and is a predicted model, not a curated record. NCBI's taxonomy places the organism in Eukaryota, Metazoa, Chordata, Aves, Galliformes, Phasianidae.